AUGAAAGAGUCGCUAUCGCUUGACUACUCCACAUUCUCAGACCUACUGCUGAUCGAAAAAGAGCUUCUUGGUGAGUACCAGCUGCUAGCGUUGAAGCUCCAUGCGCUAGCGGGAGAGAUCGCCACUCUCAACAAGCAAAAAGCCGUUCUGGAAGCAGCGACGGCGGCAGUGCCCGCGGACGCUCUUUUGGGCAACAUGAGGAACUUGGAGAGGAAAAUUGGCCUUGUGUAUACCUUGUUCAAGACGGCGGUGUACUCGAUGCAGUUGCAGAAUCAAGAGCUUGAGGAGAUGGCAGAGAGAGGCGAGAGAGAGCAGCAGCCAGAGGAGUUGCACAGCGAAGUGGAUGAGUGA
Messenger RNA from Candidozyma auris, 351 nucleotides. It is a transcript of the gene DAD3, whose product is annotated as Dad3p. The record is from RefSeq and is a predicted model, not a curated record. Gene Ontology annotation, cellular component: DASH complex; mitotic spindle. Gene Ontology annotation, biological process: attachment of spindle microtubules to kinetochore. The transcript has a single exon. NCBI's taxonomy places the organism in Eukaryota, Fungi, Ascomycota, Pichiomycetes, Serinales, Metschnikowiaceae. Bases 1 to 351 code for a protein of 116 amino acids.